Molecule: messenger RNA, 3580 nt
Organism: Tupaia belangeri chinensis (Chinese tree shrew)
Lineage: Eukaryota; Metazoa; Chordata; Mammalia; Scandentia; Tupaiidae
Gene: FOXJ3
Product: forkhead box J3
Exons: 14
Coding region: 699-2612 (637 amino acids)
Biological process (GO): regulation of transcription by RNA polymerase II
Cellular component (GO): nucleus
Molecular function (GO): DNA-binding transcription factor activity, RNA polymerase II-specific; RNA polymerase II cis-regulatory region sequence-specific DNA binding
Source: RefSeq, a predicted model, not a curated record
AAAUGCUUGGUAAGUGGCAGGUUUGUUGAAGGAAUGGGAUCCUGAGACCUUAACUCCUAUGGAGUCUUUAUCUAAUUUUUUCGCGGUCAGGAAAAGUUUCCAAGACCAAUUCAUGCAGGCCUUUCCUUUUCCUUUCAUCAUUUCAACUUAGUAUUCAUUUAACAAAUAUCCUGGUAUCCAAAUAUUGAGCACCUACUCUAAGUGUGCUUGGUGCUGUGCGGAAAAUAUAUGACUAAUACAAAUGAAGCAACAACAAAUAUGUCGGCGUGUAAUUAAGUGUGAAAUUACAGGGCAGACUAUCAGCGCUAAUAGCUCAGAGUAAGAAUCAGUGAAGACUGACGUAGAAGUAAAUUCCAAAGUCCACCAGCCCUCAGCUCUACCCUUCUAAAUGCUCCACCUGUUGAUAGCAGGACCAUAACCGGGAAAGCUAACUUGCGACUCAGAAGGCCCUUAGAGCUCCAACUCCUUUGUUUUAAGGAGAAGAAAAACUAAGAGUGGGAACCGGAAAGGCCUGGGCAGAGAUGGGUCCAGAACCCAGGACUCGUGAAGUUCUGAAAGGAAGGUGUCCUGAAGGUCCAAGGCGCCUGCGUCGGGGCCUGUAGAACGCGCCGUGGGCCAGGUCGGGAAGGAGGCCAGGGCGCAUUCCUGGAGAGGCUAAGGUGCCUGUCGUUGUCGUUAACGAUUCUUUUUGUGGCCAGAUGGGUUUGUAUGGACAAACUUGUCCAUCUGUAACUUCAUUAAGGAUGACAUCUGAACUGGAGAGCAGCCUAACAUCUAUGGACUGGCUACCACAGCUUACCAUGAGAGCAGCCAUCCAAAAAUCCGAUGCUACACAAAAUGCGCAUGGGACAGGAAUAUCUAAGAAGAAUGCACUUCUUGACCCCAAUACAACCCUGGACCAGGAAGAAGUCCAACAGCACAAAGAUGGGAAACCUCCAUACAGUUAUGCCAGCCUCAUUACAUUUGCAAUUAAUAGCUCACCCAAAAAGAAAAUGACUUUAAGUGAGAUUUACCAGUGGAUUUGUGAUAACUUCCCGUAUUAUAGAGAGGCUGGCAGUGGUUGGAAGAAUUCCAUACGACAUAAUCUGUCAUUGAACAAGUGUUUCCUUAAAGUGCCUCGAUCCAAGGAUGACCCUGGAAAGGGGUCUUAUUGGGCAAUAGACACCAAUCCGAAGGAAGAUGCGCUGCCUACUCGGCCAAAGAAGAGGGCACGAUCGGUAGAGCGGGCCUCAACUCCAUAUAGCAUAGAUUCAGAUUCUUUGGGAAUGGAGUGUAUUAUAUCGGGAAGUGCCUCUCCAACUCUGGCAAUCAACACUGUGACUAACAAAAAAAAUACAGAACAUCAUUGCACUAUACAUCAGUGCACUAAUAUAGUAACAUUGUAUAACACUGAUCAGGAUGGUAGUGAUAGCCCUCGGAGCAGCCUUAACAACAGUCUCUCAGACCAGAGUUUGGCAUCUGUUAAUUUGAACAGUGUUGGAAGUGUACAUAGUUACACACCGGUUUCAAACCAUCCAGGAGAACCAGUCUCGCAGUCAGUAACUCCUCAGCAGCAGCCACAAUACAACCUUCCAGAACGAGACAAGCUGCUUUUCUCAGAAUAUAAUUUUGAAGAUCUUAGUGCCUCAUUUCGGAGCCUUUAUAAGUCAGUUUUUGAGCAGUCACUUAGUCAACAAGGUUUGAUGAAUAUCCCUUCUGAAUCGUCCCAGCAGUCCCACACUUCGUGUUCCUAUCAGCACUCUCCUAGCAGUACUGUGAGCUCUCACCCACACAGCAACCAAAGCAGCCUGUCCAACAGUCAUGGUAGUGGCCUCAAUGCCACGGGCAGUAAUUCGGUUGCUCAAGUCUCACUGUCUCACCCCCAGAUGCACACACAGCCGGCUCCACAUCCACCCCAUCGACCGCAUGGUUUAUCGCAGCAUCCGCAGCGUCCCCAACACCCAGCACCGCACCCGCAGCAACACAGCCAGCUCCAGUCCCCUCACCCCCAGCACCCCUCUUCACAUCAGCACAUACAGCACCAUCCGAACCAUCAGCACCAGACGUUAACACAUCAGGCACCCCCACCCCCACAACAGGUAUCCUGUAAUUCUGGUGUUACAAACGAUUGGUAUGCAACACUUGAUAUGCUAAAAGAGAGCUGUCGAAUUGCCAGCAGUGUUAAUUGGUCAGAUGUAGACCUUUCACAGUUCCAAGGUCUGAUGGAGAGUAUGAGACAGGCAGAUCUCAAGAACUGGUCUUUAGAUCAGGUUCAGUUUGCUGAUCUCUGUUCUUCUCUUAAUCAGUUUUUUACACAAACUGGCCUUAUCCACUCACAGAGUAAUGUUCAGCAGAACGUUUGUCAUGGUGCCAUGCAUCCAACCAAACCCUCUCCACACAUUGGAACAGGAAAUCUGUACAUAGACUCCAGGCAAAAUCUCCCUCCCUCCGUGAUGCCGCCCCCUGGUUACCCUCACAUCCCACAGGCGCUCAGCACUCCAGGAACAACGAUGGCAGGCCAUCACGGAGCGGUGAACCAGCAGCACAUGAUGCCUUCCCACGCCUUCCAGAUGCGGCGCUCCCUGCCUCCAGACGACAUCCAGGACGACUUUGACUGGGAUUCCAUCGUGUAGCUCAUUUCCGCAAGGCACCCACUGGCACCUUUCUGUGCAGGGGAGGGAAAGGUUUAAGAGAAUCCAGUUGAGAAAACAAAGUUGCUAAUCACUUUACUGAUAUUAUCAAAAUUUCUUUUGAAGACAAUCAGAAGGAUUUUAGCUGGAUAACCUACUGCUUUUAUCUGACCCAAACAAGUACUACACGUUUGUCUCCCUGCCAGCUGCCCUGUGUAGCUCCUAACUGUUGUGUGAUUUGGACGGCUUUUUGCAUAUUUGUGUCAGUUUGAUGUUAACCACAAGUGCCAGACUGAUUUUUCAGACAGAGCCUAUUUUGCUGCAAGCAGUUUAUAGAUACAUAUGUGUAAAUAUAUGUAUAAAAAUUAUGAAAAGCUUCAAUUUUUUUCUAAUUGGAUUAUUAUGUCUUGAAAAGAAAGUUACUGUCAGUUUUUAUUCCUUGUUAGGCUAUUUUCUGCAGGAUGCUUUUAACCGAUACAGGGAACCGAAAGUUCAUUUCCCCUUGUUUAAUCUUUCUCAGAAAUGUGGGUCAUGGGUUCUACCUGGGAAGUCAAGGAACCCAGAGUUUGAUACUCUCCAAACAGUCCAAAGGGGCAGGUUUUUCCUGAGCAGCAGAAAUAACCAAGCAAACGUGUGUCGGUGCUUGGGGGAUUCUAGAGUAUAUGUUGUACCUUGUCGGUGUUUUUCCUAAACCUGCAUUACUAUAACAGCUCUGGAAUUUGAUCAGCUGGAAGCCCGGGCAUCAGUUGACUCUUUAAACAAGUCAAUGCCUCCACAGUCAUUUAUGUAUUUAUUGUUCAAAAGUGUUAUUUUAAUAUUUAUUGCUACCUUGUGAAUGCUCCACUCCUGUUGGGUUCAUUAAGGAGAAAUGUGGUGUCCAAAAGCACAGAAUUACUUUUCUUGGUAAGAGUUUACUGACAAGACAAUCAGAGGGACAUCGUGUUAUUCUCUUUAUCAUCACCCCUUUCUAU